This is a messenger RNA of Osmia bicornis bicornis, 1609 nucleotides long. RefSeq names its product protein mono-ADP-ribosyltransferase PARP16 (gene Parp16). Bases 425 to 1609 code for a protein of 394 amino acids. The record is from RefSeq and is a predicted model, not a curated record. The transcript is spliced from 7 exons. Gene Ontology annotation, biological process: endoplasmic reticulum unfolded protein response. Lineage: Eukaryota; Metazoa; Arthropoda; Insecta; Hymenoptera; Megachilidae. Gene Ontology annotation, cellular component: nuclear envelope; endoplasmic reticulum tubular network; membrane. Gene Ontology annotation, molecular function: kinase binding; NAD+ poly-ADP-ribosyltransferase activity; protein serine/threonine kinase activator activity.
AAAUUUGGAUGUCAUUUAUUAUAGAAAACGUAGAAAAUAUUCUGCUAGUGUUCUGCAUAAUUUCAAAUAUGUAGAAACUUUGGAUUUCUAUAUAUUUAAUUAGAUCGAAAAAAGAGAAAAUAAUGCACUUAUAUAAAUGCGUAUCUUAUUAUUCUCAUAGAUUCCCUUUUUUUAAUAAAGGGAAAAGUAUUAGCAAUACAUUUUUAAAUUAAGUAAUAAAUUAAAGAAAAAGUAGCAGAUUAAAAGAGAGAAACAUCGCUGUAACAAACGAACGUAAUAAAACAUAUGUGAUCUGCGACAAGAGCAUGAAACGUUAGGACAAUGUUCAUGAUUCGAUACAAAUUCGUUGUAGCGUAUGAUUAUAAUAUUUGAAAUAAUUGACUAUUUCUCAUUCCUAAUCACUGUGAUAAUUUAAAUUUCGAAGAUGCCCGUCGUGGACUGUAAAUUAGAUUCAUCUUUAAUAAUGGAUAAUACAAACAAUAAGCAACAUACUCAUAAUGAUAAAGAAAAGGAAAAAGAAAAUCAAAUAAAACAUGAAGACAACAAAAUUGCCAAAAAUACAAAUUCAGAUGUACUGUAUACGACACGUUUGGAUUCUGCAAAUCAAGAAGAUAUUGGAAAAAAGAUUUUGUCAUUGAAACAUAUAUUGGAAAAGGAUUUAAGAGCAGCUGAUUUGAAAUGGUCCUUGUUUGUAGCAGCUUGUAAUACAUAUCGCUAUGACACAUGUUUAAAACCAUUUCCACCAAUGUAUAUAAAAAAUGAGUGCAAGGAUAUUGAAGCUUUGAGAAGAGCUAUAGAACUAAUUCCUCCAUUGGCUGUAAUAUUUGAAGCAUUGUCAGAAUCAGAUGUAUACGAUAGAUAUGGAACUGCUAUAGAACUUUUACAUUGGAUUUUAGUACGACUGAGAGAUCCUUAUAUAAAAAGUAUUAACAAAGAGUCUUAUGAUUCAAUACUGAGGAAAAUCCCUUCAGAGAUGUCAGUAGCUGCACCAAAUUUAAUAUUUCAAGUUGCAAGUGCAAAGCAAUCUACUUCAGAAGAAAAAUGGAAAACAAUUGCUCAAGGACAUUCAACUUUUUAUGCUUAUCAUGGCAGUCGGUUAGAGAAUUUUCAUUCCAUCAUACAUUAUGGUCUACAGCAAACUAUGUGUAAGCGAUCAUUAUUUGGUAAAGGAAUAUAUCUUUCAAGUGAAUUAGGUGUAAGUUUACCAUAUAGUCCUGUAGGGUAUGGAUGGGGAGGUAGUAUGCUAGGAAGUGAAAUGAGUUGCAUAGCUUUAUGCGAACUUAUUAAUCAUGUUGAUGUAAAAACUGGAGAUUCAGAAGAUAAUGCUCGCAGAGCAGUCACAGAUUCUAUGGGUGGACCGGUACCAAAUAAGUAUUAUUUGGUUGCAAAUAGUGAAUUGGUAAGAGUACGUUAUCUUCUUGUUUACAGUCAAGAAGUUCAAACAACAAGGUGUAAUGAUAACAAAGGAUUGUUAGCAUGGUUCAAACAACAUAAAUUAUUAACAUUUGUACUUGGUUACGUAGUAUUAUUGGCUUCAGUCGGUUUGACUCAUAAUAAACAAGUGGAAAAAUAUUAUAAAUUAUUUGUUCAAAAAGUUGGAUGGGAGUAA